This is a messenger RNA of Mycetomoellerius zeteki, 829 nucleotides long. RefSeq lists its product as uncharacterized. Bases 205 to 753 code for a protein of 182 amino acids. The transcript is spliced from 4 exons. The record is from RefSeq and is a predicted model, not a curated record. NCBI's taxonomy places the organism in Eukaryota, Metazoa, Arthropoda, Insecta, Hymenoptera, Formicidae.
UAAUCUCAGCACAGGAGAGUCUCUUUUAAUCGGGCAUCGAGCUUCCUGAAGCCAUAUAAAUUCAGUUCGAUCCGGUCCUUGAAACAAAGUGCGCUCGCUGCGCAUUUUUCCCUGACAGCUCGAAGGCGGCAAGCGAGGGAUACGAGUCUCGUCGACAAAUGUCAGAGGGCUGCCUCCGUAUUACCACCCUUCGACGGCGCGAGGAUGGAUUGGCGAAACGAAGAAUCGGAUCAAUCGAGCGUCGAGAACUUGAAGUGGGAUGAGAACGAUCAUCCCGCGGAGAGGACGAAGGAUGCUGUCGCUGCUGCAGUUCUGGACCAUAACGUUUGCUCCCAAGGAGUUCAGGUUGAAAUUGGGAUUUGUAAGGAUAUUGGGAAUUUUACAUCCGCUUUGGAAAGUUUGGAGCUCGAGACGACGAAUCACCCAGGUUUCAGAACAAAUUACAUGCAGACGGAUUACUUCAAUGAUUCCGAGCAGGAGGAAACCGUUCCAGUUUUCAAGACGAGAGAAAGAUCUACCUUCGAAUUGGUAGUCCAGGGACCAGAAAUCUUAAUUUUCCAGGCUCAUAGGAAAGGAUUGAGGAAAGGAUUUAUCCUGCAGGGCACCAGGCAUUCCCCAGCGGAUAUCGCACCCUAUUGGAAGAAGGAUUCUCGGAUGUGGCUGUGGAAAUCGGUCCGGCUUGCAAGGAAGCUGAAAAGUAUCAAAACAAAGGCUGCUCCUGCAAACACUUUGUAUCGCAAGGAUCUUUCGUAGCGUAUACUUUUAUUCAACUGUAUAUACAAAUUUUCGAAUCGUAAUUUUAUUUUUUUAUAUUUCAUUUCAUUUUAAU